Molecule: messenger RNA, 888 nt
Organism: Penicilliopsis zonata CBS 506.65
Lineage: Eukaryota; Fungi; Ascomycota; Eurotiomycetes; Eurotiales; Aspergillaceae
Exons: 6
Coding region: 1-888 (295 amino acids)
Cellular component (GO): mitochondrion
Source: RefSeq, a predicted model, not a curated record
AUGGUUCUCUCUGCUCCUAUACGCGUUGCUUUCCGCCGCGUCUCCGGCAUGCGAGCCUUCUCGACAUCUCGAGCCGUCGCGGAUAAUCUGUCGUUCCAGGUGUUUGGGCCAGAGAAUGAGCAGGCGAUGCGUAAGCCGAUUGUGUUCUUGCAUGGGCUCUUCGGCUCGAAACAGAACAACAGGAGUAUCUCCAGGGUCUUGGCGCGUGAUUUAAAGUGCCAGAUCUAUACAGUGGACCUCCGGAAUCAUGGCCAUUCGUUCCAUUCAACGGAACACAACUACACCGCCAUGGCGGAGGAUGUGGAAGAGUUCAUCGACCAGCAGAAACUGGGCCAGUGUGUCCUGAUCGGCCAUUCUAUGGGCGCCAAAGCAGCCAUGACUGUUGCUCUACGGUCCCCUAGCCUUGUCUCUGCUUUGAUCCCCGUCGACAAUGCUCCAGUGAGCGCCCCUCUGAAGGGUGACUUUGGGGCGUACAUUCGAGGCAUGGAGCAUAUCGAGGCAGAGCGGGUCAUGAGCCAGUCAAGCGCAGACAAGAUCCUUCAAGACUACGAAGAGUCUCUACCAAUUCGUCAAUUCAUCCUAACAAAUCUGGUCCGUGAUGAAGACGGCACGAUGAAGUUCCGCAUCCCUGUCUCAGUGCUCGGAGAGGCGCUGAGUGAGAUGUCCGACUUUCCCUACCGCGAUCCCAGUUCCGUGACUUACAACGGUCCCACGCUCUUCGUCCGAGGCACCAAGAGCAGAUAUGUUGGCGAGGAGACCGUCCCGGCGAUCAGACGGUUCUUCCCCCGGGCUCAGAUCGUCGAUGUAGAGGCGGGCCAUUGGUUGAUCUCAGAGAAUCCCGAAUCCUUUAGACAAGCGGUGGUCAAGUUUUUGACCGAGUCAUCUUGA